Molecule: messenger RNA, 1450 nt
Organism: Magnolia sinica
Lineage: Eukaryota; Viridiplantae; Streptophyta; Magnoliopsida; Magnoliales; Magnoliaceae
Product: probable leucine-rich repeat receptor-like protein kinase At1g35710
Exons: 4
Coding region: 7-1377 (456 amino acids)
Biological process (GO): protein phosphorylation
Molecular function (GO): protein binding; protein kinase activity; ATP binding
Source: RefSeq, a predicted model, not a curated record
ACAGCCAUGGCCAUACAUAUAUCUCUCUCCCUCGCUUUUCUCCUCUUUUUCCUACCCUUUCUUUCUUCUUCCCAUGCAACAAUAUCAUCUGCAACAGCAGGACUGCCAGAAGCAGAGGCUCUCCUAAAAUGGAAAGCCAGCCUCUCACCAGCACAAGCUCUCCACUCAUGGUCACUUCCUGCUACUAAUGCCAGCACCAACACCCUAUCUCCAUGCAAAUGGACUGGGAUCUCAUGUAACAGCCUUGGAAGUGUAACUGAGAUAAGCCUACCGAGUGCAGGCUUGCAAGGUAAGCUCGACAACUUGAGCUUCCCCUCAUUUCCAAACCUCGUUCAUCUCAAUCUCAGUGGCAACACUCUCACUGGUACCAUCCCAGCUCAUAUUGGUGCUCUUUAUAAACUCACAUCGCUCAAUCUGUCCAAUAACAGUCUAACAGGUUCUAUCCCUUCCACUUUAGGGAACUUGACGAAGCUGACAGUCCUCUCCCUCUUUCAAAAUCAAAUUUCUGGUUCUAUUCCUCCAGAACUUGGGAAUUUAAUGAAUCUCGAAAUUCUUGCCAUGUCCAAUAACAGUCUAACAGGUUCUAUACCUUCCACUUUAGGGAACUUGACAAAGCUGACAGACCUCCCCCUCUCUCAAAAUCAAAUUUCAGGUUCUAUUCCUCCAGAACUUGGGAAUUUAAUGAAUCUCAACAAUCUUUAUCUGUCCAAUAACAUUCUAACAGGUUCUAUCCCUUCCACUUUAGGGAACUUGACAAAUAUCCUAAACAAUGAUGAAAAAGCUGCACAAUUGGACUGGACUCUAAGGGUGAAGAUUAUUAAAGGUGUGGCCCAUGCUUUAUCUUACAUGCACCAUGAUUGCGCCCUGCCAAUUGUCCAUCGAGACCUAUCAAGCAAUAAUGUUUUGCUGAAUUCGGAACUUGAGGCUAGUGUUUCUGAUUUUGGCACUGCACGAUUGCUGAUACCUGAUUCGUCCAAUUGGACUACGCUUGCAGGCACUUGUGGAUACAUUGCUCCAGAGCUUGCAUAUACAAUGAGGGUGACUGAGAAAUGUGACGUCUAUAGCUUUGGUGUUGUGGCACUGGAAGUGAUGAUGGGAAGGCAUCCUGGGGAACUCAUCUCCACUUUGUCAUCACCAAAUAGAGAAGAUACACUGCUAAAGGAUAUGUUGGACCAACGUCUCUCUGAUCCGAUGGCAGAGGUUGCACAGGAAGUCAUAUUUGCAGUGUCCAUGGCCCUUGCAUGCAUUCGGCCGGAUCCAAACUUUCGGCCAACCAUGCACCACGUGGCUCAGGAGCUAUCUGUUGGUGGGCCUUCCUUCUCUCUAAAGCCAUUCCAUGCACUUACAUUUCGUCAACUGAUGGAUCUCAAGGUAUAAUUGGGUGUAUGAAAAUUAGUGAGGUUGUGGGCGUGUAGUGGCAAGAACAUUAUUGUUGUGUGUCUAUUGUAUG